UUUGGCGAAGCACCUACCAGCAUGCUUUGCGCGUAUGUACCGCGGGGUUUUGAUGGCCGCUAUAGAGUUGUAGGAUUGUUUUUGUUACAUCCGCCAAGUUUCUCUCCAUUCAACCUUAUGAUAAAAGGAAUCUGAGAUGUAGCGGAAUGUCAAACAUAGACAUGGAGAAAGAAGCCAAGGCAUGGGAAAAAAGAAAGCGCCAGACAUUAGAUGAAAUACUCAACAAAGCAAAAAAAAGGCAUAAGAAACAGAAAGGAUCUGAUGAUGAUGAUGAAGAAAAUGACCUGUUUAUUUGGGAAGACUACUUAAAGAAAUGCAGGGCAAAGUCAGUACCCAAGUCAGCCUUCAAGCAUGUGAAGGAGAAUCCAACCUCUGGAUUUAGGAGAGGGAUGAAAGUGGAAGCAAAAGAUUACAAAAGCAACUCUGGUACAUACUGGGUGGCAACCAUCAUUAUGGUCUCUGGUCCACUUCUACUUCUCAGGUUUGAUGGUUAUGGAAAUGAUCGCAGCGAAGACUUCUGGUGUGAUGCCAGUACUCCUGAUGUACAACCCAUUGGAUGGUGUGCUAAAACAAAUACCAUAUUAAUUCCACCACAGGCAUUAAGACAACAAAAUACAAACUGGGCACAGUUUUUAAUGGAUAAUCUGAAGGAUGCAGUUGCUGCACCAGAAUCUUUAUUUAAGCAGCAAGAGGCUGGUGAAUCUAGUGGAGUGCCCAUAGGUACAAUGCUUGAACUCCAGGAUUAUGAUGAUCCACUAUGUUACUGGGUAGCAAGUGUCGUGGAGAGGUUCGGCUUGCGACUUAAGCUGAGAUAUGCUGGAGCUGAAAGUGAGGAGCAUGACGUGUGGGUGUAUUAUCUAUCUGACAAUGUCCAUAAGCUUGGAUGGGGGAAAAGAUAUGGCUUGACGCUACAAGCUCCUAAAGGUUUGACCAACAGGGUUGACAUGUCUGCUAUUAUUGACGACCUCAAUAGACUUUCAACAACAAGCAACAAUGGAUCCACCUCAUUGAAAAAGAAUGACCAGCUUCCCCCUAUUCAUGGCUUCAAGUCAGGCAUGAAGCUUGAGGCAGUGAAUCCCACUGACCCAUCCUCAAUCUGUGUGGCUACUGUCAGUAGGGUUGUGAAUGAGCAUUACUUUGUGGUGACCAUAGACGACUUUGUCGUACCAGAAGCACGUAAGAUCUCUUUCUGGUGUCACGCUAAGUCAAGGAAUAUUUUCCCAUGCAGAUGGUGCGAGAAAAAUAAAGUCUCUGUUGUGCCUCCAGCAGGCUACCAAACCAAGCCGUUCCAUUGGGACGCUUACUUGAUCUCAAGCAGACAGGAACCUGCCGUUGCUUCUCUGUUUGACCAGACUGUCCCCAACCAUGGGUUUGAGGCUGGAUACAAGCUGGAGGCUGUUAAUCAAAUUGAACGAGAUGUCAUCAGUGCAGCGACAGUCAAGCAGAUCAUGGGUCGCACCAUGUGGAUUCAGCUGGAUGCGUACACUAGUGAUGUGGUGGAGCAUAUUUAUGAUGUGGAGUCCUGUGAUUUGUUUCCUGUCGGUUGGUGUGGCAUGCAGGGCCACCCUCUGCUGACGCCUCAGGCAAAAAAAAAAGAGAAUUUGCAAAUGACAAGACUCCGAUCUCUCAGAGCUACAAAGCGGCGCCUGGCCAAAGCUACCCCACCCGUCCAAUCUUCCCAACCUGUACCAGACACACCCUCUCCAACAAGCAGAAGCCCUCUUUCUGAUUCUCACAAGAACUCACCCGUCAAUACUCUGCUAAAAACAGAAGCACCCGAAGUACCCACCAGCACAGCAGCUGUUAGUACCCCAUCUCCAUCACCUAACGUAGGACAGUCUGCAAACUCUACGUCUGGGCCUUCUCGUGUUAAGGUUGCAGACACAAUCGACUUGACCGAUGAUCACUCUGGGGAAAAUGAAGCUGAAACUGACGGCAAGAUCUGUUUAUAUGUUAAAAGCACAUGUUCUUGUGGCCCAUAUCUGGAUAAGAAAAAACUUGCCAAGUUGCCCCCAGUCAUCGGCCCAGAAAGUGCUAACCUCGCCCUCCGAAAAUUAGUGGAACACAUUGUGGUCAGCUCCCACUCAUCCAAAAAGGUCCUGAAAAUGCUUGCAGCAGAAAAAGAAAAGAAAACAUUUGCAUCUAUUUUAAAGACAUUGACCACCAAAUUGCUGGUGUGUCAAAAUGUCUUCAGUCUCAGCAAAGUGGCAUUGUGUAAAAGAUGUGAUAUCUCUCCGUCUGGCCUGAUUCCAAUAGCACCUAAAGCCCCUCAAAAUACAUUGGUUAUAAUAACAUCACAAAAUCUAAGCGCUCAGCCGAAUCUGCUAGUAAGACCUCAAAUUCCUAUAGCUAACCAGACUCCAAUGACACCCCAAAAUCCAAGUAUGCAGCCAAUAUCUUCGCCGCGCACAAUCGCAGCAAGCACACCAAAUGUUAACACACACAAAGGAGUAGGGAGGCCCAGGACAGUACUACCAGUGACUGAAAUUGCUAGCACAACUCCAACUGUCACCCCAGCAGUAGAUGAUGCCGACCAGGAAGACUUGGUGGUCGGGAAGCUGCCAGGAAGUAAACAUGUCUCAUCCUGGACAGUGGGUGAAGUGGUGUCGUUCAUAGAGUCCAGGGACUGUAGGAAGUUCGCUGAUGUCUUCAGAGAACAGGAAGUGGACGGCAAGGCCCUAAUGCUUCUCUCUCUGGAGGAAAUCCACAAGGUGCUUGGGGUCACCCUAGGGCCAGCUCUCAAACUACAAGACGAUGUUCAAAUCCUUCGUAAAAGACCCAAAUCAUGAAUACUCAACCUAAUGAAAACUCCAUGACCGUUACAGGGCAUGGGUAGCCUGUGCUUUUCCCAUCUUUGUGCAGUGUCACUCUGUAUAUUGACUCCUCAAGAUAAAAAUUAUUUUAUUCAACCUUUCUUCAGCUGAUUGCAGUCCCCCAUGCAGGGGCAUGUGUGUAAUAACACUAGGGCAAUGUCUAGGGGCUGAAGACUACAAACAGUCUUGCUUACGCAUUACAAGCUAGUACAUCCAAAACUCGUAACCGUUACCAGUUAUGUAAGGCAUCGGAUUUUAUUUCAACCCCACCAAAGGAAGACAAUUCCAUCCUAUUUUCAAUGCCAUUGGGAGAUAAGCCAAGUUUUGUUACCUUAUCUCCUUUAAUACACUUUACUAGGUUUAAUAACAUUGGAUCACAUAAAAAUGAUAUAGUUCCUAAUUAUAGAAUCUGAAAGUGUAACUCACCUCUAAAGGUUGGUUCUCACUUUGACGUAAGCGCAAUUUACGCUUUUUUCUGAUUCUUACUGGAAUGUAAGCGCAAGAGAACGCAACUGCUUGAUUUUCUGUCGCUUAUGUUUGACCGAUUCUCACUCGUGUUGCGCUUACGUCCUAGUGAGAACCCAGCUUAAAAGUACACUAUUAUUUUUAAUGCAUUAAAGAUGUCAAAAUUGGCCUUUUUUUAAAGGAGUUUAAAUAAAAAGGAUCAUUGUUUUA
Molecule: messenger RNA, 3488 nt
Organism: Nematostella vectensis (starlet sea anemone)
Lineage: Eukaryota; Metazoa; Cnidaria; Anthozoa; Actiniaria; Edwardsiidae
Product: scm-like with four MBT domains protein 1
Exons: 14
Coding region: 147-2789 (880 amino acids)
Biological process (GO): regulation of DNA-templated transcription
Cellular component (GO): nucleus
Molecular function (GO): protein binding
Source: RefSeq, a predicted model, not a curated record